Messenger RNA from Amphiprion ocellaris (clown anemonefish), 1777 nucleotides. RefSeq names its product centromere protein S (gene cenps). Gene Ontology annotation, molecular function: protein heterodimerization activity; chromatin binding. The transcript has 4 exons. The record is from RefSeq and is a predicted model, not a curated record. Lineage: Eukaryota; Metazoa; Chordata; Actinopteri; Pomacentridae. Gene Ontology annotation, biological process: resolution of meiotic recombination intermediates; replication fork processing. Bases 1077 to 1460 code for a protein of 127 amino acids. Gene Ontology annotation, cellular component: FANCM-MHF complex; Fanconi anaemia nuclear complex.
UCCAUUAAUCACAUACAGACCUUAAAAAAUGCAUCAAAACUCAGACAUCCUGCUAAAUCUAAUAACAUUUCACUGUCACGUCAUUACAAGGAGAUCAGGAGCUUCUAUUGCUAUUUGCAGUUAUAACUAUGUAAUCAGUGCAAUUAGAUUCUCAGUUUCAUGUAUCUGAAUGCAAAAACUCAAAAUCUUACCAAGUCUGUUUAUCUUUAGUCAAAAUAUCUAAUCCCACUUGAUUUAAGAUAAAUUCACUUAACAAGUGACAUUUCAACAAGAGGGAGGGACUUGUUUUAAGACAAUGCAUCUUAAAUAUCUUGUUAAGCCAAACAAUCUUGAAAUUAUCUUGAGUUGUAUUUUAUAAGAAAACUCAAAAGUUUAAUACAUCUCAAAUUAAGAGGUUACAUUAAGAUUAUUAUAUUUUAAGACACCUAAGCUUGACAAUCCUGCUAAAAUAGAGCUUAAAAUAAGUUUUCCCCAGCUAAUUUUGAGAUCUCAAUAUUCUAAAUAUCAUAUCUUAUUUCAAGAAGUCUUACCAAGCCAUUUUUCACUUCUUCUAUUAGCAGAUUUUUUCACUUAUUUCAAGGUAAAAGUUCCUUGAAAUAAGUUUUUUUUUUCUUGUUUUGAGAGGGGCAUUUUUUCCAGUGCUCUACCUAGUGCCGUGAUAAACAGAAUGCACUUAUCACUCUUCAAUACUGAGGAAGACUGAUAUUUAAUAUAGAAAGAACAGUGCGAAAGAGCAUGUGCAUUAAACACUGUUAAAAAACUGUGCAGAAGGUCAAGAUAUGCAUCCCAGUAGGACAAAGGUUGCAUUAAGUCCUUCGGUCGGUGAUGUUGGAUGGCGAGGAUGGAGCAGUGGUUUGCCUGAGGGUGAAAUCUGUCUUUGAACCUUGAGGUUCUACAUUUCAGACUCCUGAAGCAUCUGCCAGAUGGCAGUGUCAGGGUUUCUGCAGGGCAUUAAAAAGCAUUAAAUUUGACAAGAAACCCUGACGGUGUGUAUUCUGAUCAUGUUGUUGGCUCUUCUGAACACUGGGCUGAUUUGAUCACCAUCUGUAGAUGCUUGUGUGUUGUAACACCAUACUAUGAUGCUACUAAUGAUAAUGUGUCAGUGGUGCACCAAUAGAGUGAUGGUGGUAGUAAAUGUCCUCACCCUCUUCACGAAGUACAGCCCCUGCUUUGCUAUCCUGAUUGAUGCGGCGUGUCCAGGAGAAGUCCUUAAUGCUGUGUCCACCUCAGGCCCACUGUUACAUAAUGUAUUUGCUAAAGACCUGGAGGCUUUUGCAAGGCAUGCUAAAAGAAGCACAGUCAAUGCAGAGGAUGUAAAACUUGUAGCCCGUCGCAGUACUGCAUUGUCCAUCUACAUACAAAAUAAAAGUGAAGAACUGACCCAGGAGCAGAGGGAUUUGAAAAAGAAGGGUACUGGGAAGAGGAAGAGCAGAGACACUGAAGAGGACAGAAGAGAAUAAGGACAGGACAAAGGCAAGCCUGCAGUGUCUCAUUCAUGCCCAACAUUCAAACGAACAUGAAGAUUCACUAAUACAUGACAGUGAGUCAAGUGACACGCAAGUUUCUUAGUUUUGAGAGUUAUGCAUUUCAAAUAGUCUACAGCAUGAGACUUUGUCAUACCACACUAACCGCUCUGCAGGUUUGGAACGAAUAUCCUCCAGCUUCUAUUGUCACCUGCUAAUCUAAUGUCAAACUGUAGUGCAUCUGGCACAGGUUUGACGUAUGAAAAUGCCCAUGUAUGAAUUGAAAAACAUUAAAGUCUUAUUCUUUAAAGUAC